Venustampulla echinocandica is the source of this 3312-nucleotide messenger RNA. RefSeq lists its product as uncharacterized. The transcript has 2 exons. The coding region runs from base 1 to 3312 and encodes 1103 amino acids. The record is from RefSeq and is a predicted model, not a curated record. NCBI's taxonomy places the organism in Eukaryota, Fungi, Ascomycota, Leotiomycetes, Helotiales, Pleuroascaceae. Gene Ontology annotation, molecular function: cysteine-type deubiquitinase activity. Gene Ontology annotation, biological process: protein deubiquitination.
AUGAGUCCCGCAGCACUUGGCGAUCCUCACAUACGAACAGCUUCCGUCAAUGCAGCGGGCCCUGUCAGUACUGAGAAUGGGAAUGGAAGUGGGAAUGGGAAGGGGUUGAAAACUAAUGGGCUGGACGGGGCGAGGGGCUCGAACCGAGUCUUCCCACAUCUUGAUGACCUGGUCUCGGUCAAACCAGACAUCCAUAUAAACCAGCCGAUGCGAACGAUCCUUCAGACUGGGGAGCUUUUGGCGAAAGCUGCUGACACCCAUUUGGACUUUCGGCGCCCCGACAUUGCUCUCCAAGAAUAUAUAAAGGCAUAUAUAGUUACGGUCGAGAUUAUCCCACGCCACAAGGACUACCCGUCUCUCCAGUCAGACCGGGGCGAGUUGCAUCGCAUGUACCUGGGUCUAACCAAGAGAAUAAAUACCCAACAUGACAAGUUUGGAGAGGUGAAGGAGCUCAUCAAAGAGAACAACUCAAGAAGCCGCGUCACGCCGACCACACGCAAGGCCGUUUCGGAAUUUGGAGUUGGGGAAACCCACAAUGCGGUAGGGAAGGGCCAUACUCGAGCCCAGUCGACCAAGGCUUCAGUCAUAAGUGGCCCGUCGAACUGGCCACAACACCCAAAACAGGAUGAUAUCCAGAAAGGACCGGAUAGCACAAACAUGUCGUCGAAUGGUGCGCAGCCUCGAAAGAAACCUGUCGUACAGCCGAAGCCCGAAGCCCUUCACGGCAAGGUUAUUCACCCGCCUGUUAGCAAUACGGAGACAGACUUAGCAGCACGUUUUGCACGGCUGCGCAGUUUUGACACCAAUACCUCGACCCAGGACCCCAGGAUCCGAACUCAACCAAUUGCUAUUACAGACUCCCCAGGCGCUAAUAAAGAAUCGCCAACCCCAUCGCCGACCAGGAAUCCUACCACGAUAGCCCGUCUUUCCGGCCCGCGAGGUAUGCCAUCAGUGCCCAAGACGGCUCCGCGUCCAACUAAAAUCCCCUUGGAUACCCAAAUACCGGGAAUGCCAAGAGCGCCUGAUGCCAUAUAUAGCCCUUCUCGCAAUACGGAUACUUCGGCGACUACAAACCUCCCCUCCAGCAUACCAAGGGGCGCCUCAUACCUUGGUAAUGGACGGAUGAGCUCGGCCCCUCCCAUAUCUACAGUAGGACCAACGCCUGCUGCAGUUGAGCCUCAACAGGAUUAUUUCGCACCCGUUCAUUCCGUUGAUGGGCGUGAUGCUGCUCAGCCUAAAAAGCGUCAGGAUAUUUUUAUUCCAGAUUCGGUGUAUAUUAGUGCAGAAGACCUCUAUAGGUUUCAAGGGCUCGGCUCUGGUCACCUUGGGAUCUUGCUUGUGGAUCUUAGAAGUCGGGAACAGUUCAACAGUGGUCACAUCAUGUCCCAGUCUGUCAUCUGCGUGGAGCCAAUCACGCUAAAGCGCGGUAUGUCAGGCGAUGACCUCGCUGAUAGUAUGAUUGUAGCCCCUGAUUCCGAGCAGGUUCUGUUUGAGAAGAGGAAUGAAUUCGAUAUUAUUGUGUUUUAUAACCAGUCAUCUUCGGUUGUUCACCCCUUCAACUCGACCGGGGAUGAUACUGAUAACAGCCUACACAAUUUUACGGCUGCUGUCUAUGAUUUCGGUUAUGAGAAACGGUUGAAACGUCGUCCGAUGCUACUCGUGGGCGGCUUAGAUUCUUGGGUUGACCUUAUGGGCCAAAAUUCGUUGGAAGUCACUUCUAGUGAGAUACAAAAGUCCGCUAGGCCUUUUGGUCGGGUUCGCGGCUCGGGCAGGGCCGUUGUUGCACGGCGGCGAACUGAAUCGAGACCCCUAACCAAGGAAGAGGAGCGCAAGUGGGAUGAGGCCCUGAGGGAAGACCAAGUGAUUGGGCGGCCUGCAAAUGCUGACCGGUCCACCUCCGACGAGCUAUUUAUUGCUAGGACGACAGAUGAUUUCUUUCGUCGAUACCCUGAUGUUUCGACAAUUCAGGAGUCAAUGAUGUCGAUGGCCCCAUUGCCUCCACCCCUUUCCACACAUAUCAACAACCUAGUCGAUACCGUUCCCACGCCCCCUACUCGACCCGCUCCAGCCCUACCAAGACAGAGAUCGAGCGGCAUAUCGGAGCGAGGGCCAGCGGCCGUAUACGCACCUAUAAACUCGGCGAGCACAUCCGCGAUCACGGAUGCUCGGGUGAUUCCUGGCCUCACAGGGCUCCAUAAUCCAGGACUACUUUGCUACAUGAAUGUUUGCAUUCAGGCAAUAAGUGCGAGUACAUUUCUUCGGGAGCUUCUCAGAAACUAUCAGUACCCCCCUGUGAGUAUGGUUCCUAAGAAAGAGAAUGAAAAGUCUGAGCCGCCGCAACUGAUGGUGCGGAAUCUUGGGAACGUUCUGAGACAUCUGUGGACUGGCCAAUAUGACUGGAUAACCCCAAAGACUUUCGCCGAAUACGUCAAUGCCGUCCAUGCGGGAAGAGCCAUAACCCAAGCUGAGAGGGUCACUGCGUUUGGGGGCAACAAUAAACAGCAUGACGCGCCAGAGUUCCUGACUUUCCUAACAGAAGUUCUAGAAGACGAACUAAAUAUUAGGCGGAACGUUAAGCCUCGGAAUCUCACCGCAUCUGAAGAAGGGUCUUCUAAUGCCCUUCCAGUCAUGAUGGCAGCCCAGGAAGCUUGGGGUCGACUUAUGGAAUCAGAGAACUCUCCAAUCACAUCGCAUAUGAGAGGCCAGGCCGUGCAGCUCAUCAAGUGCAACUUAUGUGGGGCCGAAAGUCGAGUUUUUACUCCCUUCAACCAACUGGAUAUUCCCGUAUCUUGGGCUGGGGGGAAGGAAACCCUUCGCGAGGCAGUUUCAAAGAUGUAUGGGCCAAAGUCGUCUGAGAAGGUUGAGUCCAGUUGCGAUAAAUGCAGGGUGAAAGUGGCUCGGAAAACACAGGAAACGUACUUCAGCUAUCUGCCUGACUACCUCGUCGUCCACCUCAAACGAUACGACAAUCUUGGUGCGAAGGUGAAUACUCUGAUAACUUUCCCCGAAACCAAAGUUGAUAUGACAUCAUCCUUCGUUUCAGAGAGUGAACACCGUGGCUCCUUAGAGCGAGGACAGGCCGGACCUUUCCUCUAUGAUUGCUAUGGGGUUAUCCAACAUCAAGGCGCCACCGUUCAAGGGGGCCAUUUCUGGGCUAUUACGAGGAGCUUGGAUAAGCCUAUUGAUGGCGGGAAGGGGGCUGGGGCGUGGCAUAAGUUCAACGACUCUAGAGUUUCUCCUGCGACGUUCCAGGAUACACAAAACAGUCUGACGUAUACUAUAUUAUUAAGGCGGCAGGGCAGCACAACUUGA